Messenger RNA from Symphalangus syndactylus (siamang), 2756 nucleotides. RefSeq names its product ciliogenesis and planar polarity effector complex subunit 2 (gene CPLANE2). The record is from RefSeq and is a predicted model, not a curated record. NCBI's taxonomy places the organism in Eukaryota, Metazoa, Chordata, Mammalia, Primates, Hylobatidae. Gene Ontology annotation, molecular function: GTP binding; GTPase activity.
GCCUGGCUCUGUCACUCAGGCUGAAGUGCAGUGGCAUGAUCUCGGCUCACUGCAACCUCUAUUUCCUGGGCUCAAGCAAUCCUCCCAUCUCAGCCUCCGAGUAGCUGGGACUACAGGUGUGCACUACUGUGCCCGGCUAAUUUUUGUAUUUUUUUUGUAGAGACAGGGUCUUACUAUGUUGCCCAGGUUGGUCUCGAACUCCUGAGCUUAAGCAAUCUGCCCACCUCAGCUUCCCAAAGUGCUGGGAUUACAGGCGUGAGCCACCACACCCAGCCAGCUGUGGGUUCUGAGUCGAUUUCACACUGACUAGCUGUGCGGUGUGACCUCAGACAAGUCAUGUUAUGUUUCUGAAUGUCUUCGUCAGUACAAGAGGGUAAUACUAUUUACACAGGUUUGUUUAUAGAAUUAAAUCAGGUGACCCCUGUAAAGCCCCCACUGUCUGGCACUUGGGUGGCCUUCGGUAAAGCUUAACUCCUAGAUUAUUCCUUUCAAAACAGUGAUUUGCCCUACUUGAAGGCAUUGCGGGAAGAUAAUGGUAAAAAUUAAAUGUAAUAGACAAACUCUCAGUAAUGACCCACCUGCACUCUUUCCAACCAAUGGGCAUUUACUGAGCACCCACCUUCUAGGUAACAGGCCUGGUGUCCAGUGCUGGAAUGGUGGAGAGGAGCUCAGAGCUUCAGAGCUGAAAAGUCAGCUCCAGGAGAGCAGGGACUUCUUGUUGGCCACUGUAUUCCCAGCUAGGUGCUCAGUAUUUGUUGAAUGAAUGAAUGAACGAAAAAUACAAUCCAGCGGGCCUCUGAAUCAUUUUUUAAAACUUGAGCCAAGUCCCUUGACCUCUCUGAGCUGGUGUGUGUCCCCAUCAGUGAAGCCAGAGACGUUUAAGUCAUCUAGAGGUCCUGCCAAGCAGGAUUAAUAGAGCAAUAAUAUUAAUAAUAGCAAUAAUCAUAACUAAACAUAUGGAGCACUGCUAUGGAGGGAAUAACGUUACGUCCACGUUAUAGAAGAGGAAACUGAGACACAGAAGCAUGAAAGGCUCCUGGAGGGGGGGGUUUCAUGAUGUUUUGGAAGAAAGACUGGGGAUCGGACGGAGUAGUAGAAAAGAGGAUCCACAACCCAGAGGAAAAGGCCUAGUCCAGAGCCAUCGGGCGGCGCAGUCUGCUGACGUUGUAGGAGGGACGAACGCCGCCCGGAACCCGCCGAACUCAACCUCUGGCGUCUCCAUGGCAACCACCUCCGCGCAUGCGCCGCGAGCACCGGCGCCGGAGCUGCCAGCACGCGCAGGAGGCGGACACAGGCUGGGCGGAAGCGGCCCGGAGGCCUGGGGCGGCGAGAGUGCGAGUAGGCGUUUAAAGGAGCCUUCGGCACCCGGUUCGGUUCGCCGCCGGGACUGCUGACGGUGAGGCCUAAGUAGCCCCAGGAGUCGGGAUCUAGAAGUAAUGGGAUGACUAUCCCCAGGGAGCAUUGCGGAGGAGAGAGGCGGCUGAGGGACUGCACUUUCUGGGGCCCCCCGGGAGAGUCAGAGGACAGUUAAGAGGGAUCACAGGCCCGGCUUGGUACGGUCACCCCCCUUCCCACUCCCUGCUCUCAGCAUUCUGUCACCUCCCUACCCCGUCGCGGUGCCCAGCCAUGGCCAGACCUCCCGUGCCCGGUUCGGUGGUUGUCUCAAACUGGCACGAGAGUGCCGAGGGCAAGGAGUACCUGGCUUGCAUUCUGCGCAAGAACCGCCGGCGGGUGUUUGGGCUGCUUGAGCGGCCAGUGCUGCCGCCGCCUGUGUCCAUUGACACUGCCAGCUACAAGAUCUUUGUGUCCGGGAAGAGUGGUGUGGGCAAGACGGCACUGGUGGCCAAGCUGGCUGGGCUGGAGGUGCCUGUGAUGCACCACGAGACCACUGGCAUCCAGACCACCGUGGUAUUUUGGCCAGCCAAGCUGCAGGCCAGCGGCCGUGUUGUCAUGUUUCGUUUUGAGUUCUGGGACUGUGGAGAGUCUGCACUCAGGAAGUUCGAUCAUAUGCUGCCGGCUUGCAUGGAGAACACAGAUGCCUUCCUCUUCCUUUUCUCCUUCACUGACCGUGCCUCCUUUGAAGACCUCCCUGGACAGCUGGCCCACAUAGCAGGUGAGGCCCCUGGUGUCAGGAUGGUCGUCGGCUCCAAAUUUGACCAGUACAUGCACACGGACGUGCCCGAGCGGGACCUUUCAGCCUUCCGGCAGGCCUGGGAGCUGCCCCUGCUACGGGUGAAGAGUGUGCCGGGGCGGCGGCUGGCUGAUGGGCGCACGCUGGACGGGUGGGCUGGGCUGGCUGACGUUGUCCACAUACUCAACGGCCUUGCUGAGCAGCUGUGGCACCAGGACCAGGUGGCGGCUGGCCUGCUUCCCAACCCCCCAGAGAGUGCUCCUGAAUGAAUCACGAGUGGGUGCCUGUGAUCCCACCCCCAACCCUUAGGUCUCGAUAUAGGGCUGGAGGCUAGGGCAGGAACAUGGAUCCUAUCUGGAGGACUGGCCAGCAUGGCCUGAUCAGGGAGGAUGUGGCCAGAGAAGGCCCACCCCAGAGCAGCGCUUUCCUUGCAGAAUUCAUGGCAGGGAGGUGGGGACCAAGGCCCUGAGCUGGAACGUCUCCUGUGGCCUUUCCCCCUUUGGCAUUACCCAUGGAGGGUGACUGAGAGAGGGAGUGCCUCUCAAGUGACUUCAAUCAAGAACCUGUAUUGGUUGAGGUGACACCAUCUGUUGUAACAGAUAAACCCCAAAAUCCCAGUGCUGAA